Messenger RNA from Pygocentrus nattereri (red-bellied piranha), 3781 nucleotides. It is a transcript of the gene tlr7, whose product is annotated as toll-like receptor 7. The transcript is spliced from 2 exons. The record is from RefSeq and is a predicted model, not a curated record. The coding region runs from base 159 to 3371 and encodes 1070 amino acids. Gene Ontology annotation, cellular component: plasma membrane. Gene Ontology annotation, biological process: toll-like receptor signaling pathway; defense response to virus; positive regulation of interleukin-6 production. Gene Ontology annotation, molecular function: pattern recognition receptor activity; protein binding. NCBI's taxonomy places the organism in Eukaryota, Metazoa, Chordata, Actinopteri, Characiformes, Serrasalmidae.
GUUAUGCAGGUUAAAUUUAGCCGCUCUCACUUGCGUUUAUGGUUUUGUGUCUUCAUGGUUAAGAACACAGCAUGUAGAACACACAGAAAGGCUUUUCAGGACCACACUGCCUGUCUGCUCAGAAACCUCUACGCUUACGGAGGGCAGUUUAAGAAGAGAUGACCCUGGGUUUGAGGACAGAGCCCAAUAAAAAGGCGAUGGCAGGGAGGACAUUCAUGACAAUUUCCAGCCUGAUCCUUUUCUGUCCAUCUGUGUGGUUAGCGACUGAAUGGUACCCCAAAAGUCUGCCGUGUGACGUCUCCAGGGCCAGCAAUGGAACCGAAGUGACCGUGGACUGCACCAGCAGAAGCCUGACCAAAAUCCCGAUGGGGAUCCCGUCAAAUACCACCAACUUGACCCUCACCAUCAACCACAUUCCUCACAUUCAGAACACCUCCUUCCAAGAACUCAUCAAUAUCACCGAAAUUGACCUGCGCUGCAACUGUGUACCCAUCAAGGUCGGCCCGAAGGAUCGCAUGUGCACGCAAAGUGUGAUGAUUGAUAACGGGAGCUUCUGGCAACUUAAGAACCUGAAGUCCCUUUACCUGGAUGGAAAUCAGCUCUCGAGCAUACCUAAAGGACUUCCUCCAAACAUUGUGCUUCUCAGUCUCGAGGUUAACAGCAUCUCCUCGAUUCUGAAAGAAAAUCUUACAGAAAUACCCAACAUAGAGUUUCUGUACCUCGGUCAAAACUGCUACUUCCGAAACCCGUGCAACAGGACAUACCAUAUCGAGGAGGAUGCCUUUUUGCACCUUGACAAAAUGACCUUGCUCUCACUUAAGUCAAACAAUCUGUCCUCUGUGCCACAAAGACUACCAUCCAGUCUUAAGGAGCUGUACCUGUACAACAAUAACAUACACAGGGUGACGGAAAAGGAUUUUCAGAAUUUGACAGAGUUAGAGGUCCUUGAUUUGAGUGGCAACUGUCCUCGCUGCUAUAAUGCACCUUUUCCAUGUGUUCCUUGCCCUAACAAUGCAGCUUUUGCAAUUGAUAAAAAUGCCCUCCAGAAUUUGACAAAACUGAAAAUUCUUCGACUCCACAGUAACUCCCUCACAUCAGUGCAACGGGAAUGGUUUAAGAGCUGCAAAGAUCUCCGGGUGUUAGACCUCUCUAGCAAUUUCCUGGCAAAAGCAUUAACACGUACCUCCUUCCCUCAUUCUUUGCCUUCUCUAGAAGAACUAGAUCUCUCUUUUAACUAUGAGCUUCAGAGAUAUCCAUCUUCACUAAACCUUUCCAGAGCUUUCUCAUCACUCAAGUCUCUCAGGAUCCUGAGAAUCAGAGGUUUUGUGUUCCAAGAAUUGAAACGUGAAGAUAUUUCCCCUUUGACGAGUUUGGAGAAACUUGAGAUGAUUGACCUUGGCACAAACUUCAUAAAGAUAACAAACUUAAGCAUCCUUACAGAGCUGAAAAACUUCCACAUCAUCAACUUGUCGGACAACAAAAUAUCAUCUCCUUCCGAGGCUGGACCUGCAGCUGCUUUGGCAAUGGCACAAGGUGCUCCCAAACAGGACAACACUUCCCCAAUGUCGCGAGGUGCUCAGUACCAAAGUGGGGAAGUGAGAGAGAUUCACUAUUUCAGGUAUGAUGAAUAUGCACGCAGCUGCAAAUACAAGGAUAAGGAACUUGGGACACUGAGCCCUUUUUACACACAGUGCAGUUCUUUUGGGAAAACUUUGGACAUCAGCAGAAACAACAUUUUCUUUUUGCAUUCAAGAUUUCUAAAUCUUCAAGAGCUCAGGUGCCUGAAUCUAUCAGGAAAUGCUAUGAGCCAGGCCUUAAAUGGUUCUGAGUUUGUUUAUCUCAAGAAUCUGCAGUACCUUGACUUCUCCCACAAUCGCCUUGAUCUGAUGUACUCCACUGCAUUCCAGGAAUUGAGCAAUUUAGUCAUUCUUGACAUCAGUUACAACAACCACUAUUUUGAAGCUGAAGGUUUAACUCAUAUGCUGAACUUCACCAAGAAUCUAAGCAAGCUGACCAAAUUAAUAAUGAACCACAAUCAAAUAUCAACAUCCACCAACACAGAGAUGGAAAGUUUCUCUCUGGAACAUCUGGAGUUUAAAAGCAACCGUCUAGACAUGCUGUGGAGAGAUGGCGAUUUGAGAUAUGUCAACUACUUCCAAAAGCUAAUGAAUCUGAAAACCCUUGACAUUUCUCAUAACAACCUCAACUUCAUUCCCAAGCAGGUUUUCCAAGGCUUGCCACAAACACUCACAGAAUUACACAUUGCAAACAACAAACUGAAAUCAUUUACCUGGGAGGGUCUUAAAUAUCUCAAGAACCUGAAGGUCUUAGAUCUUUGUGGCAACCUCUUGACAACAGUGCCUGCAAAGUUGUCCAACUGUUCAAAAUCUAUUUUGACGCUGAUUCUCCGCAAGAAUCAAAUUGCAAGCCUUACUCCUAAUUUCCUCCAAGAUGCUUUCAGCCUGAAAAACUUAGAUCUGAGUUACAAUCAGCUCAAGUACAUUGAAGAAUCAAGCUUCCCAGAGGAGGUCAGAGACAAUCUGCAGGUCCUGCAUUUGAACAACAACAGGUUUGUUUGCUCUUGCAAUGCCACAUGGUUUGUCAGAUGGAUCAAUCGCACCUCCGUGAAUAUCCCCAGGCUGGCGACUGAUGUCAACUGUGCUGCUCCGGGCACUCAGCGAGGUCAAAGUGUGAUUUUUCUGAACCUUCAAGCCUGCCAGCACAGCUCCCUGUCCAUUAUCCUGAGUAUCCUGACAACAUCCGUGAUCCUAAGUGUUCUCACGUUGUCCAUCUCCAGCCACCUCUUCCUCUGGGAUGUGUGGUACAUCUACCACUUCUGUUUGGCCAAAAUCAAGGGCUACCGUCGCCUCCUUUCAGAAAGCACAGCCUAUGACGCUUUCAUUGUAUACGAUAAAACCGACAAAGCCGUGAGCGACUGGGUUCUGCAGGAGCUCCGUGUCCAACUGGAAGAACAAGGUGAACGACAGCUCCAGCUUUGCUUGGAAGACCGUGACUGGGUUCCUGGAUGCCCCCUCAUUGAGAACCUCUCUCAGAGCAUCCAGCUCAGCAAGCGUACCGUGUUCAUCUUGACCAGCCGUUUCAUCCGGAGUGGCCACUUCAAGAUGGCCUUCUACCUGGCCCACCAGCGGCUUGUGGACGAGAAGAACGACGUCAUCAUCUUGAUCUUCCUGGAGAAGUUCUCCUCAGCUUACUCCAAGUACCUGAGGCUCAGAAAGAGACUGUACAAGCGCUCGGUGCUUGAAUGGCCGAGGAACCCUCAGGCGCAGCGGUACUUUUGGUUCUGUGUCAGGAAUGUCAUGGCAGCGGAGAGCCAGCAGCACUACAAUAAACUCUUUCAGGAAACUCUGUGACAGUUGAGAUCUUCAGGAAGAUGUUUUCAGUGUAAAACUCAUCUUGUAGCAAGUGAAAUCAUCUUGCAUUUAGUCAAUAUAUCCAAUAGAUCCCAUUUUGAAAGUGCUAUAAGAAUAUUUUAAGAUGCCUCAAUGUAUAUUUAUAUGUUUUUACUUUACUUUCAUGUUUGAAUUUUAUCUAGAAAAGGGCUAAUUUUACCAGCAGAUAGUUUUGCUUAUUGCAAGCAAUAAUUUCUUCUUGUUAUUAUUUAGAAUGUAUUCAUGUAUAGGCCAUUUGAAUAAGACAGUUUAGAUAAAAUAACUGAAAAACAACUCAGAAAUACGAAAUACAGUAGCUUAAAUAAUUUUAGAAUAUUCUUUGAACAGAAAAGAGAAAUGUUAGAUAUACUGACUAGAUUUAAGAAGUUUUU